AUGAACCUCCUCCUGAGGCUGCGGAGGAGCUUCCGCGCCCUCAUCGCGCUCCUGGCCGCCUUCUGCCUGGCCAGCAUCGCCUUCUCCGCCUACUUCCUCUACGCGGGGUCCCGGCAGGAGGUGGUGCUCCUGGAAGCCACCGCCAAGGCCGAGUGCGCCGACCUCAGGCUCCUGCCCUUGCGGGCCGCGGAGCCCCGGACAGCCAGGCCCAUGGACACGUCGCGCACGGACCCCACGGUGCUGCUGCUGGUGGAGAGCCAGUACUCCCAGCUGGGCCAGGACAUCGCCGCCAUCCUGGAGUCCGGCCGCUUCGCCUACCACAUGGUCAUCGCGCCGGGGAAGGGGGACAUCCCGCCGCUGACCGAGGGCGGCCGGGGCAAGUACGUCCUGGUCAUCUACGAGAACGUCCUCAAGUACGCGAGCAUGGACGCGUGGAACCGCGAGCUGCUGGAGAAGUACUGCGUGGAGUACAGCGUGGGCAUCAUCGGCUUCCACAAGGCCACGGAGAACAGCCCGCCCGGCGCGCCGCUGCGGGGCCUGCCGCUCAGCCUCCUGAACAACCUGGCGCUGCGGGACUGCCUGGUGGACCCGCGCGCCCCGCUGCUGCGCCUCACCCGGGCGCCCCGCGUGCAGCAGGCGCUGCCCGGCCGGGACUGGACGGCCUUCCGCUCCAACCACUCCACCUACCAGCCCGUGCUGCUGGCCGCGCCGCAGGGCGGGGAGGGCCCCCCGGCCGCGCCCGGCGCCCCGCUCCACGCCACGGUGGUCCAGGACCUGGGGCUGCACGACGGCAUCCGGCGGGUGCUCUUCGGCAACAACCUGAGCUUCUGGCUGCACAGGCUCAUCUUCGUGGACGCCGUGUCCUUCCUGUCGGGGCGGCGGCUGAGCCUGUCCCUGGACAGGUACCUGCUGGUGGACAUCGACGACAUCUUCGUGGGGAAGGAGGGCACGCGGAUGAACGUCAGAGACGUGAAGGCCUUACUAGAGACUCAAACCUUACUGCGCACUCAGGUUGCCAAUUUUACCUUCAACCUUGGAUUUUCAGGGAAGUUUUACCACACAGGGACCGAGGAGGAGGACGCGGGUGACGACCUGCUGCUCAGGUCGGUGGACGAGUUCUGGUGGUUCCCCCACAUGUGGAGCCACAUGCAGCCCCACCUCUUCCACAACGAGUCCUCGCUGGUGGAGCAGAUGGCCCUCAACAAGGAGUUCGCCCUG
Myotis lucifugus (little brown bat) is the source of this 1218-nucleotide messenger RNA. RefSeq names its product bifunctional heparan sulfate N-deacetylase/N-sulfotransferase 4-like. The record is from RefSeq and is a predicted model, not a curated record. NCBI's taxonomy places the organism in Eukaryota, Metazoa, Chordata, Mammalia, Chiroptera, Vespertilionidae. Gene Ontology annotation, molecular function: hydrolase activity; heparan sulfate N-sulfotransferase activity.